Messenger RNA from Orycteropus afer afer, 2367 nucleotides. It is a transcript of the gene COPG2, whose product is annotated as COPI coat complex subunit gamma 2. The record is from RefSeq and is a predicted model, not a curated record. Gene Ontology annotation, molecular function: structural molecule activity. Gene Ontology annotation, cellular component: endoplasmic reticulum; COPI vesicle coat; endoplasmic reticulum-Golgi intermediate compartment. Gene Ontology annotation, biological process: endoplasmic reticulum to Golgi vesicle-mediated transport; organelle transport along microtubule; protein secretion. Lineage: Eukaryota; Metazoa; Chordata; Mammalia; Tubulidentata; Orycteropodidae.
CGGCCUUCCUGCAGCGUCUUCCGCUCGCCGGCUGCGGCGCCUGGGACUGUAGCGGUGGGUCUGGGCUCUGGGAAAUCGUCCAAGAUGAUUAAAAAAUUCGACAAGAAGGACGAGGAGUCUGGUAGCGGCUCCAACCCCUUCCAGCAUCUGGAGAAGAGUGCUGUCUUACAGGAGGCUCGUAUAUUCAAUGAAACACCCAUCAACCCAAGAAGAUGUUUACAUAUUCUUACCAAGAUUCUUUACUUACUGAACCAGGGUGAACAUUUUGGAACUACUGAAGCCACAGAAGCCUUCUUUGCAAUGACUCGAUUGUUUCAAUCUAAUGACCAAACGUUGAGAAGAAUGUGCUACCUUACGAUCAAGGAGAUGGCGACCAUCUCGGAGGAUGUGAUCAUUGUCACGAGCAGUCUGACUAAGGACAUGACUGGAAAGGAAGAUGUGUACCGAGCCCCCGCCAUCAGGGCUCUCUGCAGGAUCACUGAUGGAACAAUGUUACAGGCCAUUGAAAGAUACAUGAAGCAGGCCAUCGUGGAUAAAGUCUCCGGUGUGUCCAGUUCAGCCCUGGUAUCUUCCUUGCACAUGAUGAAGAUCAGCUGUGAUGUAGUUAAACGUUGGAUCAACGAAGCCCAGGAAGCCGCCUCGAGUGAUAAUAUCAUGGUCCAGUACCACGCACUGGGGGUCCUGUAUCACCUUAGAAGGAAUGAUCGCCUUGCUGUGUCUAAGAUGUUGAAUAAGUUUACCAAAUCAGGACUCAAGUCACAGUUUGCUUACUGCAUGCUGAUCCGAAUUGCCAGUCGCUUACUGAAGGAGACUGAGGAGGGCCACGAGAGUCCACUCUUUGAUUUCAUUGAGAGCUGCUUGCGAAAUAAACAUGAGAUGGUCAUUUAUGAAGCUGCUUCAGCUAUCAUCCAUCUUCCUAACUGCACUGCCAGGGAGUUGGCCCCUGCGGUUUCAGUUCUUCAGCUUUUCUGUAGCUCUCCUAAGCCUGCCUUGAGAUAUGCAGCUGUGAGGACCUUGAACAAGGUGGCGAUGAAACAUCCCUCUGCCGUCACCGCCUGCAAUCUGGACCUGGAGAACUUGAUCACAGACUCCAACCGGAGCAUUGCGACCCUGGCCAUCACCACGCUUCUCAAAACAGGAAGUGAGAGCAGUGUGGACAGGCUCAUGAAGCAGAUAUCUUCUUUUGUAUCUGAAAUCUCAGAUGAGUUCAAGGUGGUGGUUGUGCAAGCAAUUAGUGCUCUCUGUCAGAAAUACCCUCGCAAGCAUGGUGUCAUGAUGACUUUCCUCUCCAACAUGCUCCGAGAUGAUGGAGGCUUUGAAUACAAGCGGGCCAUUGUGGACUGCAUCAUCAGCAUUGUGGAGGAGAACCCCGAGAGUAAAGAAUCGGGGCUUGCCCACCUUUGUGAAUUCAUCGAAGACUGUGAACAUACUGUUCUGGCCACUAAGAUUCUCCACUUGUUGGGCAAAGAGGGCCCCAGAACACCUGUCCCCUCCAAGUAUAUUCGCUUCAUUUUUAACAGGGUCGUCCUGGAGAACGAGGCCGUCAGAGCUGCUGCUGUGAGUGCUUUGGCUAAAUUUGGGGCUCAGAAUGAGAAUCUUCUUCCAAGCAUCCUUGUGCUCUUACAACGGUGUAUGAUGGACACAGAUGAUGAAGUACGGGACAGAGCCACCUUCUACCUGAAUGUGUUGCAGCAGAGGCAGAUGGCACUGAACGCCACCUACAUCUUCAACGGUCUGACGGUCUCAGUACCAGGGAUGGAAAAAGCUUUACAUCAGUAUACAUUAGAGCCUUCAGAAACACCCUUUGACAUGAGAUCUAUUCCUCUGGCUGUGGCUCCUGUCUUUGAGCAGAAAGGAGAAAUCACGCUUGUGACCAAUAAGCCAGAGAAGUUGGCUCCUUCCAGGCAAGACAUUUUCCAAGAACAAUUGGCUGCCAUUCCUGAGUUUAUGAAUCUAGGACCCUUGUUCAAGUCUUCCGAGCCUGUUCAACUUACAGAAGCAGAGACAGAAUAUUUUGUUCGCUGUAUCAAACACAUGUUUACCAAUCACAUUGUGUUCCAGUUUGACUGUACCAAUACUCUCAACGACCAGCUGCUUGAGAAAGUGACAGUGCAGAUGGAGCCAUCAGAUGCCUACGAAGUGCUAUGCUGCAUCCCAGCCCCCAGCCUCACUUACAAUCAACCAGGAAUAUGUUACACACUCGUUCGUUUGCCUGAUGAUGAUCCUACAGCAGGUACUGACCCGCAGAGGAGCGGGAAUACUUCCAUGAUUAAGAAUGCAUUCCCACUUGAGUUCUUAAAAAAUAUUUGGGUUGAAGAGUAUGGUUCUUUCCCGGAAUUUCAUGAUAAUGAUUACAUGGAGAGCUAG